AGACUGGCUGUGUGCACACAAUAGACCCAAACCCCUGUCAUGCCUGGGCAUUCAUUUAUGCCUGGGCAGCCGGCAGUUGGGUGCACAACUCAGCAAUUCUUCAUCUUGUACCUUUAUACUAGGGGCUAGUUGUGCACCCAACUGCCUAGGCAUGGAUGAAAGCACAGGGCUUAUUAAGGGUUAUGGUCUAUUGGUGUGUGCACACAGCCUAUAACCCAUAAUGUUAGUACGUUUAUCGUUUGGCUGGCCAAGGAACUAACGUUAAUUCACUUGGACUUUGUCUUUGGAGAGUCAGAUCGGCCGUGAUCUGGCAAAACCGUGUACCCAGUCUAUGUAAGAUCCAUCCUGGAGACCAAUCCCGAACAGUCCUCUAGGUUGAUCACGUCUUCGGAAUACGAGAUGGACGAGGAGCCUAUAGCGAAGUCAAGGGUCAUCUCUGUGGAACCUGUUGUGUUUCUGAGUCUAGCCGUCCAUGGUGUGCUGUUCAACAUUCGCACCCAGUAUGUUGAGGCUCGUCUGGCUGCUGAUUAUAACUACACGCUACCUGAGACAGGGAACUGCUCCUUAGCGAAUAAGUCAGCUGAUGCUACAGGUAAAGAGAUAGAGUCUGAGACUUCAUUAUGGGUCAUGUACAUGUGCUGGGCAUCAGUCUUCUUCCCUAUCUUCACUGGAACGAUCCUGAUCGCUGCAUCUGACAUCGUCGGCCGGAAACCCAUCCUGAUCAUCAAUGCCUUUUGCCAUCUUCUCGCCUCGACCAUCUUCAUGCUCGUCGCCUGGCUGCACCUCCCGCUCAUCGUCGCCGUGGCGGCAGAAUGCAUCUUUGGACUUGGCGGCGACUCUAUCGUCUGCAUAAAUGUGUCGUUCGCAUAUAUCGCAGACAUUAGCACCGGAAAGUCGCGGGUCACCAAAUACACAAUCCUCUCAUUCAUGAUUUACAUCGGAUUUGGUGGGAGUCAAAUACUUGUUGAGCUCAUCUUGCAGUAUACGAAGAACUACAACCUCUCGUUUGGAUGUGCGUGGGUAUUCGCCUUCCUUUACGUCCUUAACGUCUCAAUCCCGGGCAUUUUACUUGAAACUGUUGAAAAAAACACAAAGUUUAAGGUAGUUUCUACAGUAAAGGCCCUCCUAAAAAGUUUUGUCCGUCUUGUAUCGGUAUCAGAGGACAAGAGACAGUCAAGAUUGUUGCUUCUAGUUUUCAUGAAAAUGGUUUUCUUUCUAAUCAACGAGGCUAUCUAUGCUGUUAUAACCAUCUAUGGGAUUGGUCAACCGUUUUGUUGGUCACCCACUAUGGUUGGGAUCUACAAUGUUAUUGUGAAUACAUGUCCUGCUUUUGUUGCCAUGGUGGUGAUCAAGCCGUUACUAUUCUGUAUGUCUGGCUACAUCAUAAUGCAGGUCGGCUUUCUUUCUGGUAUUGCUAUACUUAUUGUUUCAGCCAUCGCAAACACCUCCAAUAUUCUAGUUUAUGCGGCUGUAGCUGCUGGUUCGCUGAGGACGAUUCCUGAUUCACUCGCAGAUUUCUUCCUCUCCAAGUUGGUCUCCAAAGAUGAGCAAGGUAAGGAGUUCUUGAUCAACUUCAUAGGCAUGGAGGGCAUGGAGUACUUGAAUCUAGGUUAUUUUGUCACCAGGGUUGGAAAUGAUUUAUAUUUUAGGGGCGAUCUUUUUUCUACAUUGGGGUGAUUGAGUGCUAUUUCUUUCAUUUUAAAGGUCAAGUCCACCCCAGAAAACUGUUGAUUUUGAAUAAAAAGAGAAAAAUCAAACUAGCAUAACGCCGAAAAUUUCAUCAAAAUCGGAUGUAAAAUAAUAAAGUUAUGACAUUUUAAAGUUUCGCAAUAUUUUUCACAAAACAGUGAUAUGCGCAAUCCUAUCUCCUGUGCACAAUCCUAUGCAACAACCCUAUCUCCAGCCAAGUCGUUUCCUAACAAGAAAUCAACACCUUCCACUGGUAAUUCUGGAACGACACCAACUUUCACAGGACCACUAACUAGGUCACACCUUAAGUCGUCCUUAUGCAGAGGAACCGACAUGGAAUUUUGACCAAUACCUUGAAUUAAGACUUUGGCAUUCUCUGAACUCUCCGGAGGAAGAGCCAAAUCCUCUGGGACCAUCAGGGACUGUGCAGCCCCUGUAUCCCUAAGGAUCACCACUGACCUACAAGCAGCACCAGUCGAACAAGGGGAUACUUCACCAUCAUACAAAAAACUUCUAAAGCUUUCAUCAACCUGCUUGACUUUAUCAGCAAAUACCAGAAUGUACACUCUCAACUUCUUGAAUAGGCUCUGAUGGGACGAACUCCAUCGAGGGAACACUUGUUUGCUUGACAAAACCCAUGUCUUUCUUAGUUUUGGUUGGCAUUCCAACCAAUUUCAAACAUGAUUCUUUCAAAUGUCCCGAUUUAUGACAAUGAGUACAAAUUUGGAACUACGACUCUCAGACCUUUUGCUUGAUUCUGUGCCCCCACUUGCCUGAUUCUUGUGAGCUAUGUCUUUGUCCUUCAUCAGGUUUAUUGUGGGAUUCAAAUUACCCUUUACCUUGCUUUUUCCAAUAAUUCUUGAAAGGAGGCCUAUCCCCACAACCUCUAUGUGUGACCUCAAAUUCAUCAGCUAUUAUGGCUGCUUUACUGACUUCAGUAACUCUAUGGUCAUCUAAGUGAGAUUUAAUGCCAAAAGGAAGACUCUUUUUGAAUUCUUCUAGGAGGACAACUUCCCUAAGGUGAACAAAAUCUUUGUCAACUUCCAGUGAUCUGUACCACUUAUCGAACAUCAUCUCUUGUUCCCUAGCAAAUUCAAUGUACGUCAGGCCUGAUUGUCUUUGCAUGUUCCUAAAUUUAUGUCUGUACGCUUCUGCUACCGACUCAAAUAUGCAUUGAUGAUUGUUUCUUUUACUGUAGCAUAGUCACAUGAUUGCAUUUCAGAGAGCGAAGAAUAGUCUUUUGCAUCCUUUCCAACAAAAACAAUUUGGAGGAGAAGAGUCCAGUAUUCCUCAGGCCAAUUCAAUCUCUUGGCCACCUUUUCAAAUGACAC
Molecule: messenger RNA, 3020 nt
Organism: Lytechinus pictus (painted urchin)
Lineage: Eukaryota; Metazoa; Echinodermata; Echinoidea; Temnopleuroida; Toxopneustidae
Product: proton-coupled folate transporter-like
Exons: 5
Coding region: 400-1677 (425 amino acids)
Biological process (GO): transmembrane transport
Cellular component (GO): plasma membrane
Molecular function (GO): transmembrane transporter activity
Source: RefSeq, a predicted model, not a curated record